Molecule: messenger RNA, 816 nt
Organism: Neohortaea acidophila
Lineage: Eukaryota; Fungi; Ascomycota; Dothideomycetes; Mycosphaerellales; Teratosphaeriaceae
Exons: 1
Coding region: 1-816 (271 amino acids)
Molecular function (GO): oxidoreductase activity, acting on the CH-OH group of donors, NAD or NADP as acceptor
Source: RefSeq, a predicted model, not a curated record
AUGGACGUGCCUGGCAUCGCUUUAAUCACCGGAGCAGCCUCGGGAAUCGGCCGAGCGUGCGCAGAAGGAUUUGCCCGGGAAGGCGCAUCGGGCAUCGCAUUGCUGGACGUGAAUGCGGAUGCAUUGGCUUCAGUCAAAGCCGCGAUCGAGCAAAGCCAUGCCGCAAGUGGAAGGGCCACGUGCAAGAUCGAGAUUUACCCGGUCGACGUAUCCAAGGAGGCCCAGGUAGACGCGGCGGUGGACCGGAUAGUCGCGACCUUUGGACGGUUGGACUACGUCGUCAACGCGGCCGGCAUUACAAUCAAACACCCUGGUGGUGCGGCGUUCGCGACGACUGAAGACUGGAAUCGAGUGAUGGAAGUCAACGUGAACGGCACCUUCUUCGUCUUACGCGCUGCGGCACGGCACAUGCUCAAACAAGAGCCCAUCCUGUCCAGCAUCCACGGCCGACCGUUGCAGCGAGGCUCCAUCGUCAACUUCUCCUCCAUUCUGGGCGUCAUUGGCAUUACACUCUCUACCGCGUACACCACCGCAAAGCACGCGAUCGUCGGCCUCACCCGUACGGCUUCCGAGGACUACGCAAAGGACGGGCUGCGUAUCAAUGCCAUCGGACCAGGCUAUACGGAGACGCCGAUGGUGACGCAGAACCCCCGAGUCAUGGAAGCGAUGCUGGAGCGAGUCGAAACUGCGGUGCCUAUGAAGCGCAUGGGCCGGCCGGACGAGAUUGCCGAUGGCGUGUUGUAUCUCGCUGGGGGGCGGAGCUCGUUUGUCACUGGAUCGAUUCUCAUGGUAGACGGCGGGUAUACGUCGCGGUAA